This is a messenger RNA of Trichomycterus rosablanca, 1284 nucleotides long. RefSeq names its product stonustoxin subunit beta-like. The record is from RefSeq and is a predicted model, not a curated record. NCBI's taxonomy places the organism in Eukaryota, Metazoa, Chordata, Actinopteri, Siluriformes, Trichomycteridae.
AUGGAACCCAAAGUUAUUGAGAUGGCAGCUCUUGGAAGGACCCUGCAUCCUGGCAUGCUGUAUGACUGCCGCAGUGAUUCAUUUAUUCCAGGUGUUACUCUAUGGGAUAAAGCAUCAUAAGAUAAAGAUCUGGAUGAGCAUCGACAGCCUAAGACUGAUCUAAAAUUCCUUGCUUCUGGUGAGAAGGCCAGCCUGAUGGAUGUGAGCACCUCCCUGGCCAGCUCUGGUUUGAUUGAAGUUGGUGGCUCAGCCAGAUUUAUGGAUAACAAAAAGUCUUCAGCACGUCAGUCCCGGGUUACUAUGUACUAUGGUCAGACUACGAAAUUCGCACAACUUACCAUGACCCAGCUGGGCAAAGUUACUUACCCUGCAGUGUUUGAUGACCAGACGGCAACUCAUGUUGUUACAGCUGUACUGUAUGGAGGUCAAGCUUUCAUGAUAUUUGAUCUAACAGCUGCAUCGAUUGAAAACAGACAACAAAUUGAGAACGUAAUGGUCAAAAAGAUUCCAUCAUUUUCUGUUGGGGGAAGUGGAGCAUUAAAGAUGACAGAUCAUGAAAAACAAAUGGCUAAUAGUAUAAACUGCACUUUUUAUGGUGAUUAUGAGAUUGACACAAAUCCCACCACGUACAUGGAAGCACUGCAGCUGUACCAGAAAUUACCUUCUAUUUUAAAGCAAAAAGAAAACGAUGCUGUACCAAUAAAAGUGUGGCUCUAUCCUCGUUUGGAUAAUAAAGCAGCUAGGCUGGAGAGAGAAAUUGGUGAUACACUGAUCUCUAAAUCAGAAGCUUUAAUAGAGAAGAUUGGAGAGGCAGAUGUAAUGUGCAAUUACUUAAUUGCAAAUGCAACAGCCAAUGAUUACACAGAUGUGAGACAAAGACUGAAGACAUUUCAGGAAUCACUUAGGCUCUACAAGGGAAUGUUUCUAAAAGCUCUCUGCAAGCUUCUUCCUGUGAUUCGGGGAGGAAAGGAGACAGAACAGGCUCUAGCAAACCUCCUAACCAUCCAUGACAAGUCACCGUUUACAGAAAACACAGUCAGUACAUGGUUAGAGAACAGUCAGAGUGAACUAAUUCUGCUAAAUACCUAUAGCCAGCAACUGAGUGACAUUCAAAUUAUGAAAUCGUCAAGCUCUUUGACCAACGCUCUUAUUGAUCCUACUGUUGACACUGUGCUAUGCUUUACUUUUACUUCUCUAAAGAACGCAGAUCCAUAUCUGUCCACAGUGAAUGAAUUCCUGAAACCGGAUGAGUUUGAAAAAAUUUUCUCCAAUUCCAAAGUCUAG